Molecule: messenger RNA, 1439 nt
Organism: Juglans microcarpa x Juglans regia
Lineage: Eukaryota; Viridiplantae; Streptophyta; Magnoliopsida; Fagales; Juglandaceae
Product: CBBY-like protein
Exons: 11
Coding region: 93-1214 (373 amino acids)
Molecular function (GO): hydrolase activity
Source: RefSeq, a predicted model, not a curated record
UAUCCAAACCAGCCCUUAAACAACAAAACCUCACAUAAGCUAGUGUGGCAGACUGGGUGCUCGGCUGUUGAUUAUAAGACUAGACAACUGCCAUGGAUUCCGCUUCUUGUUCAAUUCUUGACGCUCUGCGCCUUAAUAGCACCGUUACCAAUUAUGGCAACAAGAAAUAUCGGUACUCCUACACGCCCAGAAACCCAUUUUCGGUUCUUCCAUUUUCCUCCACUUUCCCGGGCAUCCCCGCUUCGACCGGAAAAUUUUUGCACUUCAAUCGGUUUCUUGCUUUCUGCUCAACUUCCCGCUCUGAAAACCAGAGCCGAUCUCUGGAACUUGCUAUUCUUCUGGAAGUUGAUGGGGUUAUGAUGGAUGCUUAUCAUCUGGGUAAUCGCCAAGCCUUCAACGUAGCAUUUCAAAAGCUUGGCCUUGACUGUGCAAACUGGAGUGAACCUGUCUAUUUAGACCUUGCAAGGAAGUGUUCUGGAGAUGAGGAAAGGAUGCUAAACGUGUAUUUUAACCGGAUUGGUUGGCCUACAUCAUUGCCCACAAAUGAGAAGGGAUCAUUCAUAAAGAGUGUUCUCCGAGAAAAGAAAACUGCGUUGGAUAAUUUUGUGAUGUCAAAAAGUUUACCUUUACGACCUGGAGUUGAAGAUUUUAUAGAUGAUGCGUAUAAUGAAGGAAUACCUGUGGUCAUACUAACAGCAUACAGUAAAAGUGGGGAUAAGGUUGCCGGAUCAAUUAUUGAAAAGCUUGGUCAUGAAAGAGUUUCAAAAGUAAAGAUAGUUGGGAAUGAGGAAGUUAAACAGAGUCUUUAUGGCCAACUUAUUACUAACAAGGGAUUAUACUGGGGUGUGGAUGAGGAACUUGCCCAGGAAGCAAUAAAGGCAGCUUUGGCUGAGAAACAAAAAAUAGCAGAGGAUGUUGCUUCCAUACUGAAGCUGAGUGUAGAGAUUGAUACAAGUUCAUCUGAAAGCUUAGAGAAAACUGUAGCUGCAUUGCGUGCUGGGGCAGAAUAUGCAGAAGUACCUUUCAAAAAUUGUGUCCUCAUUGCGGGAAGCCAAUCGGGAGUUUCUGGAGCUGAUCAAAUAGGCAUGCCAUGCAUUGUUCUACGGAGCAGUUUGACCUCUAGAGCGGAGUUCCCUUCUGCAAAAGCUAUGAUGGAUGGGUUUGGAGGUGCAGAUCUGACAGUCUCAAAACUAUGCCAGAAGAGAUGGUCAUGAGAGUCAUGUUUGUUUUUGUGACGUGAGUCAUUCAUCUAGGCUGUUUUUUUUUUAUUUUUUGUCUCCCAAGAGUGAUGAAUCUGACAUCAUUUCUCAAACAGAGGUGUUGAGGCUGAAAGUAUGUCAUUCAGUUCUAUCUUAAUCCGGAUUCCUGUUGGUUUACUCUCCUCACUACCUUUGUUAAGAGCAUUUGUUAAAAAAUGUUGUGGAUAGGUCAACGUUGUU